AUGUAUCCAAGAGCAAGCUUAGCAGGCCUGCCCACCGAAAUCCGGCUCAAGAUCUUCAGUCUUGUGAUCCAGCCCAACGAACUCAACGAAGCUGACCGGGAAAAGAAAUGGCUAACCGAGCAUCUCGGAGAGCUGGUCGCUAUUCACUACUCCGAGCACAGACCGCCUCGGCUUAUCAAGUCCUGCAAGGGAGAGCCUGGCUGGCAGCUCUUGCGGGUAUCACGAACAUGCUAUGAUGAAGCAGCACCUAUGCUAUAUGAGAAACAAGGUUUCUACCUUUUCAACGACUACGACUGGUCUAUGUGGUGGCGUACUCAGCCCUUUGUGGAUCUACCUUCCUUCGAGCUCUUUCACACUCAGCAUCUCAUUCCAUAUGGAUUCGCUUUUAUCCGAGAAUUGGCAUUCCAACCCACACCGGAGAUUUCCAAAUAUUUCGUAAAAGCAAUAGAACGGAAUUUCCCGUCACUUCACACUCUCAGAGCUUUUCGCCAUAUCUACAUGCAUAACUCACGGCUGGUGCGCGAGCUAAGGGAAGUAUGGGUAGAGUUUCACAGAUUCGUGCUGUUGGCUGCCCUUGUUAUCACAAGUAACCACUCGAAACUCAAGUAUGCGAAGUGGUCUGACCAACGUAUCCAUCCGGACGCCGACGCCAAGGACACAAUACGGACGAUGACGGUAAAAUUAAAUCCAGACAACAUGCUAUUAUCGGGUGAGGCAGGAUUGUUAGAUUUAAAACGCAUAUCGGAGCAGCCGUUGUCUGAUGCCCGUGUUUGGAGUGAUGCGGUCAAAGACUCGUCUCUCCGCAUUGAAGACUUUUUUGCAGUCGGAGCUGAGAUCUAG
Endocarpon pusillum Z07020 is the source of this 840-nucleotide messenger RNA. RefSeq lists its product as uncharacterized. The transcript has 2 exons. Lineage: Eukaryota; Fungi; Ascomycota; Eurotiomycetes; Verrucariales; Verrucariaceae. Bases 1 to 840 code for a protein of 279 amino acids. The record is from RefSeq and is a predicted model, not a curated record.